AUGAUUAAGUAAUUGCUUGCUAUUGUGGCAAUUGGAACACUGUCAAUAGUGCCUUAUCUUGACAACACAGAUUAUAACCCAUGGUUUGAGGGUGACACAUUCAUAGUCUCCACUGAUGGAAGCAUGAAAAGAGUUAGCAGAUUUGAUCCAAACUGGAAACCACAGUCAGCAUAUGAAGAUUAUCAUGAACAAAUCUAUCAAGAACAAGAAAGAUUACGUAAAGAAAAGAUGUCUGACUUCCUCUAAAGCACAGCUCACAUUUGUACAAAUGGAAAAGAUCACACCAAAAUGACCUUAUAAAAUUACAUGAAUGAAUUCAUCAAUGGUCCUUGUUAACCAGCUAUCUUAGUACCUGGAUUGAUUGGCACAGCAUUAUAAGUAAAAAUUGAUUGCGAAAUCUUAUAAGCAAAAAGACCAGAUAUCUUUGAAAAUUGUGGUUGGUAAACUUGCAGUGCCUCUAAAUUCUGGUUGAAGAAACCAAGCGAAGAGUACAGAUUGUGGAUAGGUGCAUUAAGUGGUCCAUUUUCAAUUGCAAUGACCAACAAGAAGGAUAAAUGCUUUGGAGAUUUUAUUGAACUUUAUUAUGAUAGAUCUAAAAAGGAUCCAAGAGACAGAUAUACAGCUGCCCCAGGUAUUGAAAUCACUUGGGCUGGUAACACUCCCAAAUCAAUCGAUAAUGAAUGUGGAACAACUGCCAUCUAAGAGUUAGCCACUGAUUCCCUUAUCAAAGCAGCAAUGUGUGAUCCUAAAGGUUAUCAUGUUUUCUCAGACACUCUUAAAAACAUGGGUUACAUUCCAGGAUUAACAAUGCAAGCUGCUCCCUAUGAUUUCAGAAAAUCAAUUGCAGCAUCAGAAUCUCAAUAAUACAUCAAGAAGUCUGUGGAAACAUUCUAUAGAUUGACAGGAAAGAAAACCUACAUCUUUGGACAUUCUUUGGGUUCUCUUCAUUCUACAGAGGCAGUGUACUCAAUGACUUAAGCAUAGAAGGAUAAAGUAGCUGGUAUUGUGACAAUUGCUGGACCUCUUUUGGGAGCAACUAAAACAUUCAAACCUUAAGUAGGUGGAGAUGACAGCUUUAUGUUUAAAGUGUUAAUCCUGGAUGCUGGUAUUAACUGGUAUGCUCAAAGGAAGAUGGCUCGUACAUCUGCCAGUAUUGUGGAUUUAUAUCCCAAGGAUACAUUCACAAGAUUCAGAGAUGAACCAUGGAUGUAAGAAAUUCUUGACAGAAUGAAAUGGGAUACCGAGUUCAUUUCAACUGGAAAGAGACCAACAAGAGCAAAUCCUCUACCUUGGUUCCCAGAACCUAGUGAGAUUUGUGGGGCUGAUUUUGCUGAUAGAUCCAAUCAUUGCUAAUUGUUAAUGCAUGAUAUGAGCGAACACUUUUUGAAAGUCGUUGACAAAUUGUAUUAUUCAACUGAAGAAUCUACCAAAGAAGCUAUUAAUGACACCAUCGCUGCUAAUGAUGCCAAAUAAAUAUUAGAUUAUGUUGAAGAAACUAAAAGAGAAAAAGCCAAUAAUGUUGAACAUCCAGGAGUACCUAUGGUUAUAGUCUACGCUGCUCAUGAAAUGACUCCAUUCCAAUUUGAAUACAAGAAACAACCUAAACCUAUUGUUGAGUCUAGUGAUGAUUUCUAUUUCCCAGAUCAUAUCACCAAAGCCAUUGGAGACAGCACAGUUCUUGCCUCCUCAGCCAUGACUCCAGGUAUCAAAUGGAUAUAUGAACACAACCAUGGAUUAACCACUAUUCCAACUAAAUUGGUUGAGUAUUGUUCAUAAUAUAAUGGAGAUGCCGUCUCAUCUAUUUAUGAUUCAAAAGAUGCUCAAGGACAAAGACAAUUCACUGAGUCAGGAUAUUUAGGACUUACUUGUUCUUGCAAAUUUGGAUAAACUGGAAUCGACCAUUGUGGACAUGCUUGUAUGAUUCAAGACACAUUAUUUAUUGAGUUUGCUGCUGAUGUUCUUAAAACACACUGGAAAUCUACUAUUUCAUAAACUCCAGCCAAUGAAACUGAACUUAGAAACAUUCAUGAAGGAUGCACUAAUUUACAUUGAGUAUUUUAAUUCAUCCCAAUAAUAAUUUAAA
This is a messenger RNA of Paramecium tetraurelia, 2083 nucleotides long. RefSeq lists its product as uncharacterized. The transcript has 4 exons. The record is from RefSeq and is a predicted model, not a curated record. NCBI's taxonomy places the organism in Eukaryota, Ciliophora, Oligohymenophorea, Peniculida, Parameciidae. Gene Ontology annotation, biological process: lipid metabolic process.